Molecule: messenger RNA, 4465 nt
Organism: Morus notabilis
Lineage: Eukaryota; Viridiplantae; Streptophyta; Magnoliopsida; Rosales; Moraceae
Product: magnesium-chelatase subunit ChlH, chloroplastic
Biological process (GO): chlorophyll biosynthetic process
Cellular component (GO): chloroplast
Molecular function (GO): magnesium chelatase activity
Source: RefSeq, a predicted model, not a curated record
GAAAAAGAGAGAGAACCCAAAAACUGAAAACAAAAACAGAGUUUAUAGAAGGAGAGAAACCAAAUUCAUUUCUCAUACAAUCUCCUCAUAAUUCUCUCUCUCUCUCCCCUCAAUUUUUACUAACAGAGUAGUAAUUAAUAGUGUUAUUAUUAUCAAUCCUAUUAUAAUUUUUUUUUCCUUCUCUUGAUCAUCAUCAUCCAUGGCUUCUUUACUAUCUUCAUCAUUCACACUUCCAAGUUCAAAAGACCACCUUUCUUCACUCUCCCAAAAACACUACUUUCUCCACUCAUUUCUCCCCAAGAAAACGACACCAAACAACCCAAAAUCCUUUCUCAAAGUCAAAUGUGCCGCCGUUGGGAACGGCCUCUUCACACAAACCUCCCCAGAAGUUCGUCGUAUCGUCCCAGAGAACAACCAAGGCCUCCCCAAAGUCAAAAUCGUCUAUGUCGUUUUGGAGGCUCAGUAUCAGUCAGCACUCACCUCAGCCGUCAAGUCCCUAAACGACAACAAAAGGUAUGCUUCUUUUGAGGUCGUUGGCUACUUGGUUGAGGAGCUUCGUGACGAGAAAACUUACCAAACUUUCUGUAAAGACCUUGAGGACGCGAAUAUCUUUAUUGGGUCGUUGAUUUUUGUCGAAGAACUUGCUUUGAAGGUGAAAUCCGCUGUGGAGAAGGAAAGGGACAGGCUUGAUGCUGUUCUUGUUUUCCCUUCAAUGCCGGAAGUAAUGAGGCUUAACAAGUUGGGUUCUUUUAGUAUGUCUCAGUUGGGGCAAUCAAAAAGUCCGUUUUUUCAGCUUUUCAAGAAGAAGAAAUCUUCAGCAGGUUUUGCUGAUAGCAUGUUGAAGCUAGUGAGGACUUUGCCAAAAGUGUUGAAGUACUUGCCUAGUGAUAAGGCUCAGGAUGCAAGGCUUUACAUUCUGAGUCUUCAGUUUUGGCUUGGUGGGUCCCCUGAUAAUCUGCAGAAUUUCCUGAAGAUGAUUUCGGGGUCUUAUGUUCCGGCGCUUAAGGGGACUAAGAUUGAGUAUUCGGAUCCGGUUUUGUACUUAGAUAGUGGGAUUUGGCACCCUUUGGCUCCUUGUAUGUAUGAUGAUGUGAAGGAGUAUUUGAAUUGGUAUGGUACUAGGAAGGAUUUGAAUGAGAAGGUUAAGGGACGGGAUGCGCCGGUUGUCGGGCUGAUUUUGCAGAGGAGUCACAUUGUUACUGGGGAUGAUGGUCACUAUGCGGCAGUGAUUAUGGAGUUGGAGGCAAGAGGGGCUAAGGUGAUACCGAUUUUCGCUGGAGGGUUGGACUUUUCCGGCCCGGUGGAGAAGUUCUUGAUCGAUCGGGUUAGCAAGAAGCCGUUUGUGAACUCGGUGGUUUCACUCACUGGAUUUGCCCUUGUUGGUGGGCCCGCAAGGCAGGACCAUCCCAGGGCUGUGGAGGCUUUGAUGAAGCUUGAUGUUCCUUACAUUGUUGCAUUGCCUUUGGUGUUCCAGACAACUGAGGAGUGGCUUAACAGCACUUUGGGUCUGCACCCAAUUCAGGUUGCAUUGCAAGUAGCUCUUCCAGAGCUGGAUGGAGGCAUGGAGCCCAUUGUUUUCGCGGGCCGGGAUCCUAAAACAGGGAAAGCACAUGCUCUUCACAAGAGGGUGGAGCAACUCUGCACCAGGGCAAUCAGAUGGGCUGAACUGAAAAGGAAGUCAAAGGCAGAGAAGAGGCUAGCAAUUACUGUGUUCAGCUUUCCUCCAGACAAAGGAAAUGUCGGAACAGCUGCCUAUCUUAAUGUCUUCUCCUCCAUAUUCUCAGUUCUCAAAGACCUCCAAAAAGAUGGUUACAAUGUUGAGGGACUUCCAGAGACUUCAGAAGCCUUGAUUGAAGACGUAAUUCACGACAAAGAAGCUCAAUUCAGCAGUCCGAACCUCAAUGUCGCUUACAAAAUGGGAGUCCGUGAAUACCAAAGACUAACUCCAUUUGCCACAGCAUUGGAAGAGAACUGGGGGAAGCCUCCAGGGAAUUUGAACUCUGAUGGAGAAAAUCUCUUGGUUUAUGGGAAACAGUACGGUAAUGUCUUCAUUGGAGUUCAGCCCACAUUUGGUUAUGAGGGUGAUCCGAUGAGAUUAUUGUUCUCCAAAUCAGCUAGUCCACACCACGGCUUUGCAGCAUACUACUCAUUCGUCGAAAAGAUUUUCAAGGCGGAUACAGUUCUUCAUUUCGGUACUCAUGGCUCACUUGAAUUCAUGCCUGGAAAGCAAGUGGGUAUGAGUGAUGUCUGUUACCCUGACAGUCUAAUCGGAAACAUUCCCAAUGUCUAUUACUAUGCUGCUAACAACCCAUCUGAAGCCACCAUAGCCAAACGCCGCAGCUAUGCUAACACCAUAAGCUACCUGACCCCUCCAGCAGAAAAUGCAGGGCUUUACAAGGGUCUUAAGCAGCUGAGUGAGCUCAUCUCCUCUUACCAAUCCCUUAAAGACACGGGUCGUGGGCCACAGAUUGUUAGCUCAAUCAUCAGCACCGCCAGGCAAUGCAAUCUUGACAAGGAUGUGGAACUACCUGAUGAGGGGCAGGAAAUCCCAGCAAAAGAACGAGAUCAUGUGGUCGGAAAGGUGUAUUCAAAGAUCAUGGAGAUUGAGUCCCGUCUUUUGCCUUGUGGCCUGCACGUCAUUGGUGAGCCUCCAUCCGCCAUGGAAGCAGUAGCAACCUUGGUCAACAUUGCUGCGCUUGAUCGUCCUGAAGAUAAUAUUUCCUCACUCCCAGGUAUAUUAGCUGAGACAGUGGGAAGAGACAUAGAGGACGUCUACAGAGGAAGCGACAAAGGAAUUCUGAAGGAUGUAGAGCUUCUCAGGCAAAUAACCGAGGCAUCACGUGGUGCAACCUCGGCGUUUGUGGAGCGCACAACAAACAAGAAGGGCCAGGUCGUUGAUGUAGCUGACAGACUCACCUCCAUUCUUGGCUUUGGUAUUAAUGAACCUUGGAUUGAUUACUUAUCAAGCACCAAAUUCUACCGUGCCGAUAGGGACAAGCUGAGAACAUUGUUUGAAUUCUUGGGAGAAUGUUUAAAGCUUGUUGUGGCUGACAAUGAAUUGGGAAGCUUGAAGCAAGCACUGGAGGGAAAAUACGUGGAGCCAGGGCCCGGAGGUGACCCAAUUAGAAACCCGAAGGUGUUGCCAACAGGGAAGAACAUUCACGCACUUGACCCACAAGCAAUUCCCACAACGGCUGCUAUGCAGAGUGCAAAGGUUGUGGUGGACAGGCUAGUUGGGAGGCAGAAGAAUGAAAAUGGCGGAAAGUAUCCCGAGACAGUUGCUCUUGUUCUGUGGGGCACAGACAACAUAAAGACUUAUGGUGAGUCCUUGGCUCAGGUUCUGUGGAUGAUCGGCGUGAGACCUGUUGCUGACACAUUUGGCCGAGUCAACCGGGUGGAAACAGUAAGUCUCGAAGAGCUUGGAAGGCCUAGGAUUGAUGUUGUUGUUAACUGCUCAGGAGUAUUCAGGGAUCUCUUUAUCAACCAGAUGAAUCUCCUUGAUCGGGCAGUGAAGAUGGUGGCUGAACUAGAUGAGCCUGCGGAAAUGAACUACGUCAGGAAGCAUGCAUUGGAACAAGCGGAAGCCCUUGGAAUUGGAGUUAGAGAAGCAGCGACUCGGGUCUUCUCAAAUGCCUCAGGAUCCUACUCUUCCAACGUCAACCUGGCUGUGGAGAACUCCUCAUGGAAUGAUGAGAAGCAACUGCAGGACAUGUACUUGAGCAGGAAAUCUUUCGCUUUUGAUUGCGAUGCCCCCGGUGCAGGCAUGACUGAGAAAAGAAAAGUUUUUGAGAUGGCCUUGAGCACAGCAGACGCAACAUUCCAAAACCUCGACUCCUCAGAAAUCUCACUCACUGAUGUUAGCCACUACUUUGACUCAGACCCCACCAAUCUUGUGCAGAACCUGAGGAAGGAUGGAAAGAAACCGAGUGCAUACAUUGCUGAUACCACCACAGCCAAUGCACAGGUCCGUACACUUGCUGAGACCGUGAGGCUUGACGCGCGCACCAAUUUGCUGAACCCCAAGUGGUAUGAAGGAAUGAUGUCGAGCGGUUACGAGGGUGUUCGUGAGAUCGAGAAGAGACUAACCAACACAGUUGGAUGGAGUGCAACUUCUGGCCAAGUGGACAACUGGGUGUAUGAAGAGGCCAACACAACAUUCAUUCAAGAUGAGGAGAUGUUGAACAGGCUGAUGAGCACCAACCCCAAUUCCUUCAGGAAGUUGGUCCAGACAUUCUUGGAGGCCAAUGGGCGUGGCUACUGGGAGACUUCACAAGAGAACAUUGAACGGUUGAGGCAGUUGUACUCGGAAGUGGAGGACAAAAUCGAGGGAAUUGACCAGUAAAUAAUCUCGGGUCUGCCAUAAAAACUGUUGUGAAAAGUUGUAAAGGAACAAAACAAGCGUGAUUACAUUGAUGAUUUAGUUGUAGUUGAGAAAUAUCUGCAAUGGAACAUUGUUUUACCAGUU